Messenger RNA from Colletotrichum godetiae, 962 nucleotides. RefSeq lists its product as uncharacterized. NCBI's taxonomy places the organism in Eukaryota, Fungi, Ascomycota, Sordariomycetes, Glomerellales, Glomerellaceae. The transcript has 2 exons. The record is from RefSeq and is a predicted model, not a curated record. The coding region runs from base 54 to 764 and encodes 236 amino acids.
CUCAUUCUUCUCAGGUGUGCGAUCAAUGUCAUAGGUCUAAAAUAGGAUGCAGCAUGGGAUUGCCAUGCAAAUUCUGCCAAGAGCGAAAUAUUGAAUGCUCUUACCGAAGACCGCGGAGAAAAACCGGCAGACCUCGAGCUACCGACCACCUGAGGACACUCUUGCCACGGUCCAACGAUCACCUUGCAUCUGUUGCAACCCCAGAAGGGAACACCGCGCUGCACCCGGAAUUCAAGACUUUUGGUGUAGAAGCAAACCAAUUCGAAAGCGAAGUCGGCCCAAAAUGCCCAGAUCAGGAAAUUCAACCCACCCCAGAACCGCAAACGACCGACCACUCGAGGGCACUCUUGCCACGGACCAGUGGUCACCUGGCACCCGGUGCAGCCUCCGAAGGAGACGCCGCGCUGCGUUUAGAAUUUAAGUCUGGAUGUACAAUGAUCCAUUGGGUGGUAUUUCAACGAUUUGACCCAAGCGGAUUGGUCUACAAUGGUUUACAGGAAUGCUAUUGUGUGCCCCUCGAUCUCGUGGAUGGUUUUGGUGACUCGAUGCUUCAAGUUAUGAAGCAUUCCCGACGCAUGCGUUUGGAGCCAGGUUACAAUCAAGACUAUCACAAUCCUCUGAUGAUGGCAUUCCCAGCGUAUGUUAUUCGAAUUCAUUACGUCGCUUAUUUAAAUUCCCGGCCUUUCAAUCCUUUUACGCAUUUGUGGGAUUCUGAGGUGUAUUCCGAAGCCAAUGCCUCUCGUACUUAUUAUUGUCCAGAAUAACUGUUGUCGAGGGACAGUUGCAUUUAGUUGCUCGUUUCUAUCAGGAGAAAACGGAAUAGAAGAUAUUAGGAUGUGAACUUGAAGAUCCCUCAUUGACAACAUCGUUGAACAUGCACGGGCCCAUAACCCGCGCCUGGCGCGUAAAAGCGUGCCUAGGAAUAGAGUCGACAGCGGCGGAACCCGUUCCUGUCAGGGAUU